AUGGGUCUUAGCGUAACUCAUGAUAAUACUGUUCAAGGUAAAUUCAUCGAUUUUCUGGAAAAAGUCGUAAUAAUUGAAUUAUCUUUAGUUUUCUUGUUUACAGCUGUUUCUUUACAGACUUCUGUUACUUUAUAUAUUGUAGAGAUAGUUGCUUUGCUUUCAUUACUUGCUCAUUACUACGAAAAACAGUUUCCGCUUUCAUUCUUCGCAUCUGUUACUCUUACUCUUCUUUUCUUCAUUCUUUCAUACAGAGGGGAAUACGAUAUUACAAUUACUGCCAAUUCCAUCAUUUUAUUCACGUUAAGUAUAGUUAGUGAAUUAUUUUCCGGAAGUACAAUGUUUUUACCAGCAUUAUUGUUAGCAGCUCUUACUUUUUAUUCAUUACUCAUUGCAAAUCCACCGAAAUCAAGCUCUUAUCUUGCGAUAAUGAUGACAUUUAUUUUAAUUAUUCCAAAUCCUGUUAUAAAGAUGGCUUUUAUCGCCGCAGCUAUUACUACUUAUUAUAUUAUUGUGUCUGAUAACUAUAUAUUCUCUCUAAUUUGCUUGUUUGUCAUUCCAGCCGAAUUUAUUUCGACAUCUUUCAUUCCAAUUGCUUGUGGAAUCGAAAUAGUUAAGAAACCAUACAAUAGAUCAUUUGAAUAUGCAACUAAUUUCGGAAAACAGUCAGAUUUUUUGGUAUUAAGAGAUACAGAUAAACCAGAGUUCGCUUCUUGCGUUAUUAUUGUAGGAAAUAAUACUAUAUUGGAUCAGCUAUACCUUGCAAGGCUUUUAAAACCAGAAAUUUAUCAAAAAUUCAUAGAAUUUUCAGCAUUACCGAGUAAGUCCAAUCCUGCUGAUGUAAAACGAGCAACAAAGCAAUCACCUUUAUAUGUAAUUGAUCUUGGUAACAGUAAAGGCUACAAUAUGUUUAAUCUUGUUUAUGAUUUCCUAAAUUCGCACUCAAUUCUGUUCAACAAGACCUACAUCCUGCAUGAUUCUGUAUAUAAUCCACAAUCUACAGAUGAAAUCAAUCCAGUUACAAAUUCUACAUUUUCCGGUGAUACAACGUUUGUGAAAUCGUAUUUUGGCUGCAGAUUGAAUAAGACUGAGAAGGAAUCCGAACAAAUUAUCGAUGAUUAUGUCAAGAAACAUCCGGAUAUAAAGAGACCUCAUUUGUAA
Messenger RNA from Trichomonas vaginalis G3, 1158 nucleotides. RefSeq lists its product as uncharacterized. Bases 1 to 1158 code for a protein of 385 amino acids. Lineage: Eukaryota; Parabasalia; Trichomonadida; Trichomonadidae. The record is from RefSeq and is a predicted model, not a curated record. The transcript has a single exon.